Drosophila busckii is the source of this 2848-nucleotide messenger RNA. RefSeq lists its product as uncharacterized. The record is from RefSeq and is a predicted model, not a curated record. Lineage: Eukaryota; Metazoa; Arthropoda; Insecta; Diptera; Drosophilidae. The transcript is spliced from 5 exons. Gene Ontology annotation, biological process: transmembrane transport; monocarboxylic acid transport. The coding region runs from base 465 to 2426 and encodes 653 amino acids. Gene Ontology annotation, molecular function: monocarboxylic acid transmembrane transporter activity.
GCUGUUAACAACGGCGCUGUCGGUGCAGAUAAAGACCGAGUGUCAGAGCCAGAGAAUAUAAAUAAAAAGCCGUGCUAAAGUGAACGUUAAAUUGCACUUGCAUUAGCAUUAACAUUGUUGUUAACAUUAACAUUAAGCUUAACAUUGCCAAUGCCCCGCGAUUAUCACACAGCACAAAGUCAACGUCAGCGUCAACGUCAACGUCAACGUCAUUGUUAUUGUGUGCUCUUGUGUGAAUUGAACAGUGAGCGCGCCAAAAAGCAAGAGCAAUAAAACUAAAUUCUUUUUUCUCAAGUGUUAUUUUUUUCGAUGUUUAAAAUUAUUAAAAUUAAUAAUUGAACACUGUGCGCUCUGACCAAGCAAGCAAAAAAAAAACGAAAACUUUUGAAACGCAACUCAAAUAUAAAGCGAAGCUGCUGGUCAAUUGAAAUAAGUAAGAAAAAAAUCUACUAGCUUGGCCCCUUAUGCUUAGGAUGGACAAGUCGAAUCUAACGGAGCGUAACUAUGCGGGCGUCUAUAAUGUGACCACCAAAAACAAAAAGCCCAAGCGGCGCGACAAGAGCGAUCUGGGUCCGGAUUUUGUGGCGCCCGAUGGCGGCUGGGGCUGGGUGAUUUGCCUGGCCGCAGGCUUUAGCAAUUUCUUUAUGUUUCCACCGCUGCAGCAGUACGGAUUGAUUUAUAAGCAGCGCAUGGAGUACUUGGAGUUCGACAAGAAGGACACAACGAUUAUUGCUAAUCUGGUUAUGACGCUGUCCUCGCUAGUGGGCAUUGUGAAUGGCGCCAUGUUCAGACGCUUCACCUUUCGCCAAGUGGCGCUCACUGGCAGCACUUUGGUCUUUCUGGGCAUCUUUGUGAGCGCCUUCUGCACCACCGUCUGGCAGUACAUCAUCUGCCUGUCGCUGCUCUAUGGCGUCGGCCUGGGCAUGAGCAUGGCCGCCGUCUCCUUGGCCGUCAACACCUACUUCAAGCAGCGCCGACGUCGCGCCACCGGCUUCACCUGGACCAUCACCGGCCUGGGUCCCAUCCUAUUUCCGCACGUCUCCACCUUUCUGGUCAAUCUCUAUGGCGCCCAAGGCACCAUCUGCAUCUAUGCUGCAGUUGCUCUCAAUGCGCUCAUCUGUGCGCUCACCUUGCAGCCCGUGCUGCGGCAUGUGAAGCGGCAUAAGAAGUCCCCGGAGAAGUGCUCGCCCGCCAUAACCGCGGACACCGAUCUCGAUCCACAGCUGCAGUCGGAGCUGCUGGAGACCAAUGGCAAUGACGCUUGGUGCGAUUACGAGUGCCAGCAUUGCCAGGAGCAGCGACGCGAGAAGCGCGGCGGCCUCUUCUCCUCCCAGUAUCUGUUCAACGACGAUGAUCCCGAGUGUCCGGGCUAUGAGAUCACCGAGCCGGGCACGCCCAUGUUGGCGCGCGCCAAUGAUGGCUGGUUCGGCUCCAAGCUGUCGCUUGCCUCCGAGCGUCGCCAGGUGCUGCUGCGGCGUCAGGCUUCGCUUAAGGCCGCCAGUCGCGAACACUUGGAUGGGCUGGAGCGCCAGGGUGAGCAGCAGCUUCAUGGCAGCGCCUUGGCAUUGCAUAAGCCCAACUAUUUCAAUCGCGAGCGCGAUCUGGAGCUGCGCUAUGGCAGCAAGAGCAGCGUGUACUCCAAGCCUGGCAUGGGCGUGGGCAUGAGUCUGGAGUUGACCGCGCCCGGCUGCACCUGCGCCGAGGACAAGGUGCUGCUCCAAAAGUCCGCCGAGGCGCUGCGCCUGGAGCAGCUGAUGAGUGUCGAGGCCGAGGAGGAGGCCAAGCGCAAGAUGAACUUUCGCCAGAAGGUUAGCAAGUUCUUUGAUCUCGACUUGCUGCGUGACGUCACCUUCGUCAAUCUCGUCGUGGGCAUGAGCAUCAUGAUGUUUGGCGAAAUGAACUUUUCGGUGCUGACUCCGUUCAUUUUGAACAGCUUUGGCUACUCCGCGGAGCAGGCCUCGCUGGUGAUGUCGCUGCUGGCCUGCAUGGAUAUCUCGGUGCGUUUCCUGGCUCCGCUUUGCCUCGAGAAGAUCAAGCUGGAUAAUCGUCUGCUGUUUGCCUUUGGCAUUGUCUGCAUUGCCAUUGGCCGCGUCCUUGUCACCAUGACCAACAAUUUCAAUGUCGUCAUUGCCAUCUUCCUGCUGAUUGGCUUCGGCAAAGGCUUUCGCACCAUUUUCUCGCCACUGAUCAUACCCAGCUAUGUCCCAUUGAGUCGUCUGCCCGCCGCCUCGGGCUUGCAGCUGAUCUUCAAUACGAUUUUCUCGCUCGCCAUGGGUCCGCUCUUGGGCAUCAUCACUGAGGCUUUUGGCUAUGGCGCCACCAUUCACUGCAUCAAUUUGCUGACCGCUCUGGCUCUGCUCUUGUGGCUGGGCGAGUCCGCACUGCGCCGCCUGCUGGGCAAACCUCUCAAUCCGCCAGAGCACUAGAUACUUACUUACUUACUCCCCCCACCCCCACCCCCACUUACUGUGUUUUAUUCUAUGCCGUAGUAUUUAGCUGUUAAAUGUUAGUAUUUUAAAUUUAAAUGUUUUACUUAGACUCAACUCGUAGUGCGUUUUAUCGUGUCGUUUGCCCAAUUCAGUGGCCGCUUACUUAAGCUCAACUCGGAUUUAGAUUCGUAUUUAAAUAGCCUCUACACAUAUAUAUAUAUAUCGAUAUAUAUACAUAUAUCGGUGUUGCCACAACAGAAAUCACUAGCACCGCAAACUUCACUCAUCAAUUACGCUAGUGAUUUCUGUUUGUGGCAUCGCUGCAUAUUCAAUUUUUUGAAUAAAUCUAAUUACAUAAAGUUCUUAAGAAUUUCUUGUCGUACAACACUAAGCUAUAUUAUUAUAAAAAAAUAUGCAAU